AUGGGCGACGUCGCAGACGGAUGGCACACCGUCAUACCCACAUCCCAUGCCGGGAUGAGCAGGCUGUCCCAGUCUCAGUUGGAGGAGUGUGAGCGCCAGAUCCUCAAAGAGUGGGAAGAGUCGCGGCACCACUGGUCCGGAAUAGGCAAACACGUUCCCCUCGCCAACACGGCCGAAUCAGAAAAGCUACACGAACGGCUCAAGCUCGAUUGCGACACCCCCCUCGGCAAUGGGGCCUUCGGCGUUGUGCAGAAAGUCAAGUUCCACGCCAACAACCGCCCAAUAUGUCUGGCACGCAAGCAGGUCCGACCGCCAUACCCUCGAUAUCCCCUCGACAUGCUGCGCGACGAAGCCAACGUCAUGGACAAGCUGGUUCAUGAACACAUCGUGAAGCUCGUCGGGACAUAUUUCUACCGAAGGAAGCUCUAUCUCCUCCUGUGGCCCGUUGCCGUCUGCAACCUACAAGACUUCUUAGCGGACAUUGACCUGCUUAGGACUGGUGAAGGAGAUCGCCAAGAUAUCAUCAGCCACCUACACGCCUUGGAUUUGAAAGACUUGAGCGCUAUCGACCAGCCGCGUUCCUGCCCCAAAGUCUCUAUAGAUCGGCCUGGCUGCCCUCUUCAAUACCUUCGCCAAAUGAUGGGAUGCAUUACCCAAGCCAUCGAGUACUGCCACAACACCGAUGUUCGCCAUCUUGAUCUUAAGCCCUCGAACAUCCUCCUAGCGCCGGGUCGCGUUUACCUAGCCGACUUUGGGAUCUCGAAGGACGUCCAUGACCGCGAGAAUACCAUGACCAGGGGAAUGCCUGGGACGCCCAAGUGGCGGGCUCCCGAGCUCCGUCACCACGAUACCGACUGGUCUAUGAGAGCAGCCGACGUCUAUUCCCUAGGAAUGGUAUUUCUUGACAUCGCCACGGUGGUCCACCACGCCCCUUCGGACGAGUUUGAACAUAUGCUCGACCACGUGUCAUCCAAUCCAGGGGAUUUCAAGAGACUGCACAGCUAUCUGCACAAGCUUGAGCUUCAAGCUCUCGCGACACAAGAGAUUGACGACGUCAAUGCGCCGACAUUCGGCCCGAGACAUGUGUUACAUCUGAUUUCGAAAAUGGUUUCCCUGACGCCCUCGUCACGACCGGUUAUCUCCCAAGUCAACAAUGAGCUGGUUGAGCUUGGUGGAAUUGACCAAGUCUACCACUCAAGCUGUUGUAGGAAGAGCAGCCGUUGGGUGAUAGAUCGCAUGAACACCAGGCUCAAGGUCGUUGCCGCCGAACGAGACCACUUGAUGGCGGGGCACGGAGAAAUGGUCAAGCAGCUGCAGGUGCUCAAGGCCAAGGAUGAGACGUACGAAUCCCGUCUGGUGAAUGAGAGGAAGGUACAUGCAGACAACAUUGCCAAGCUGCAAGCACAGCUCGACAAGGAGCGGAGUGAGCGGAGACGGUUGGAGGGCGUUGUAGCCGAAAUGGAGCAGCAGCAGAGCAGGAGACCCGCCCGUCCCGGCAUCCCGCGGCCACCCUCGGGCCCUCGACUGGUUUCCGGAACAGCCAAUCCGACCGGCAGCUCUGCGGGCGUGACGAUGCGGACGCGGCCGCCCCCCCAGCCGCUCCCGAUUACUGCGCCGCCACGAUCGCCUCCCUCCCAACCGCCGCAGCAGAGCACAACACCGUCAGUCGGCCACGCUCCCCGACCCAGUUACUCCCAAGCCGCUGCCGCCGCCGCUACCGGGAUAACCCCCAAAACCGGAGCCCUAGCAGCCCCGCUGCGUCGAGACUCGCUCAUCCCAUGCCCAUCACCAGCAGCAGCCAUCCCGCACAGCAGCUCGAACCCCGACUUGACAGGCUACACGCUCCGAUCCCGCAACUCGGGCUCCAAGUUGCCGCGCGCCAUCAAUCCCACGACUCCGAUCCGCGCCGGCACGCCAAACAUUCACCGCGACCCGGAGUCGACAGACAGCACCCAGUACAGCAUGAGCGAUUCGGUCUUCAGCCGCAUGAGCUUGUCCAAGGCGUCUCUCGCCGGGACAAGCGUAGCGGGCACACCGCCGCCGGCCGCUGCUCACAGCCCUGCUGCUGUCAUGGACAUGCGCAGAGCGCCGAGCCCAGUCGCUGCGGCGAAGGUUGAGGCGCGCAAGGAAGAGCCGGCACCCAAGGCGAGGUUUUCUGACGAUGACGAGGUGGAGCACGGGUUGGGAUUGGGCCUGACGGAUCGCGAACGGGAACCGGAACGGGAACGGAGAGAGAGCCUUGUCAGUGCGAAUAGUAGUGUGAGGAUGGGGGUCGGUGAGCUUAGUUUUCGGGAUACGGCGAGCAUCGCCAGCUCGGCGGCCAUCGCAGCGGCCGGGACGAUGAGUCCUGCGCCGAGCGAGUCGGAUGUGUCGUCGCCGAGGAUGGUGCAUGCUUCGUUGGAGGGGGUCAGCGGGAGUGGGGGGGUGAAGGUACCGCCAAUGCCGACGGCGAAAAGUUGGGCGGAUGUUGCUAGGAGGGAGAAGAGGGUUUGA
This is a messenger RNA of Parathielavia appendiculata, 2493 nucleotides long. RefSeq names its product kinase-like protein. NCBI's taxonomy places the organism in Eukaryota, Fungi, Ascomycota, Sordariomycetes, Sordariales, Chaetomiaceae. Bases 1 to 2493 code for a protein of 830 amino acids. Gene Ontology annotation, cellular component: phagophore assembly site; cytoplasm; phagophore assembly site membrane. The record is from RefSeq and is a predicted model, not a curated record. Gene Ontology annotation, molecular function: ATP binding; protein serine/threonine kinase activity. Gene Ontology annotation, biological process: reticulophagy; response to starvation; peptidyl-serine phosphorylation. The transcript is spliced from 2 exons.